Danio rerio (zebrafish) is the source of this 4769-nucleotide messenger RNA. The record is from RefSeq and is a predicted model, not a curated record. NCBI's taxonomy places the organism in Eukaryota, Metazoa, Chordata, Actinopteri, Cypriniformes, Danionidae.
AUGGUCACCAUUCCGGAGUAUUACGUGGGGAAAAAUGUGCUCAUCACGGGGGCCACGGGAUUUAUGGGGAAAGUGCUUUUGGAGAAGCUGUUGCGCUCCUGUCCUGGUGUCAAAGCCGCGUAUGUGCUUGUGCGGCCUAAAGCGGGACAGGCUCCUGAUGCUCGCAUCGCUGACAUGAUCAACUGUAAGCUUUUCGACAGACUGCGAGAGGAUCAGCCGGAUUUCGCGGGGAAGAUCGUGGCCAUCAACAGUGACCUGACACAGCCCAAUCUGGACCUGAGUGCUGAAGACCAGGAGACCCUCACGGGCUGCAUUAAUGUCGUGUUUCACUGUGCCGCCACCAUCCGCUUUAAUGAGCCGCUGAAAGAUGCCAUGCAGUUGAAUGUGUUGGCCACACAGAAGAUGGUCAGCCUGGCUCACAGAAUGAAGCAUUUGGAGGUGUUUAUCCACGUGUCCACAGCCUAUGCCAACUGUGACCGAGAGCUCAUCGAAGAGGUGGUUUAUCCACCGCCCGUUGACUACAGGAAGCUUAUAGACACUCUUGAGUGGAUGGAUGACAAACUGGUGUCUUUGAUGACACCUAGGCUGUUGGGUGAGCGGCCGAACACAUACACCUACACUAAAGCGCUGGCAGAGCAGCUGGUCCAGCAAGAGUGUGGAAACCUCAACAUCGCCAUCAUAAGACCCUCUAUAGUAGGAGCCAGCUGGAAAGAGCCGUUCCCCGGCUGGAUUGACAAUUUCAACGGGCCUAGCGGGAUAUUCAUCGCUGCAGGAAAGGGGAUUCUCCGAACAAUGAGGGCUUCAAAUAACGCCGUCGCUGACCUGGUGCCAGUCGAUGUGGUCAUAAACACCACUUUAGCUGCUGCCUGGUAUUCAGGCUCCCAAAGACACGCCAGGCCGAGAAGUUUGUUAGUGUACAACUGCACGACGGGUGGCAUCAAUCCUUUUCACUGGGGUGAAGUUGAGUACCAUGUUAUAUCCACUUUCAAGAGGAACCCCCUCGAGCAGGCCUUCAGGCGGCCAAACGUAAAUCUCACAACCAAUCACCUAAUCAAUCAGUACUGGAUUGCUGUAAGCCACAAGGCGCCAGCAUUCCUGUACGAUCUCUUCCUCAGGAUGUCGGGAAGAGAGCCCAGGAUGAUGAAGACCAUCACUCGACUGCACAAGGCCAUGAUGGUGCUGGAGUAUUUCACUAGCCACUCCUGGGUCUGGAACACAGACAACGUCACCAUGCUCAUGAACCAGAUGGGGGCCGAGGAUAAGAAGGUAUUUAACUUUGACGUCAGGCAGUUACACUGGGCAGAAUAUAUGGAGAAUUACUGCAUGGGCACCAAGAAGUAUGUUCUCAAUGAAGAGCUGUCAGGACUCCCAGCGGCACGCAAACACUUGAACAAGCUGCGGAAUAUUCGCUACACUUUCAACACUGUUCUGGUGGUUUUAAUCUGGCGCAUUUUCAUCGCCCGCUCGCAGAUGGCCAGAAACAUCUGGUACUUCGUGGUCAGCUUGUGCUUCAAGUUCCUGUCUUAUUUCAGAGCCUCCAGCACCAUGAGAUACUGAAUCCUCAUCUUCGCCCUCAUCAUCUUCUCCUCUCCUAACUGCUAUGCACACGUUUCUGCUUCGCGACACUCCAGACUCUGAGGUACAGACUCAAUAUCCGCUGUCCUCCCCUCGAAAGGGCGCAAGUGCACUCACACUGCUAAAUAGAAAGCAUGAAUUUUUCAGGGUUUGAGGUUUAAGACGCUCUCUCUCUUUCUGCGUUUGAGCACUUACUGUAACCCGUUUCACCUCCUGAGCGCAAACAGGUCGUGGACGACUUGAUAAUUAUAGUUUACAUACUGUACAUGCUCAUAUUUGUCAUCGCCAAUGGCCCCGUUCCAAUCCAUGAAGCACAAUGAGUAAAAACACACAAACAAAACAAAAACAAGAGAUGGCUUUGUCUCGGAUCUGUGCCUACGUUCAGAAAUGCUCCCAAACGUCUUUGUUGGAUUCGUCUGUUUCUGCCUUACUUCUUUCCGAUACCUCUCAAAACUCUUUGAGACUAAAGCGAUCAGCGUUUCUGCUAAUAAAUGUCUUUAGCGUCUUAUUGUAGUUUCUUUUGUAGUCAAUGAACGAAAUUGGAGGCUGUGAGGGAUUAAAGUGCAAAGUGUUUGAAGGGUUGGUUCAAAUUUUCUGAUUAUUAAUUCAAUUUAUUUCUGUCUUCGGAUGAAAACAUAUAAAUGUUUUUAAAAGAAAACAUAAAGUGGACUCCAGUGGUUUGAACUUCCGAAUUAGCAGUUACCUUUCAGCUUUAAAAGGCUCUAAAUGAUCCCAUCUGAGGAAUAAGCAUCUUGUCUAGCUAAACAAUUGCUCAUUUUGUUUAAAAAUGUUACAUAUUUACACUUGUAAACCACAGAAGCUUGUAUUCCAAAGCUAGAGCUAGACAAGUUUGUUUAUUUAUUUACAUUAUUUAUGUAUGUUUUUUUUAAAAGUGAUUGUCUCGCUAGAUAAGGCUCUUACUAUAAAAAUUUAAAAUCAUUUAAGAAAUCACAUUGUGGUUCUCUCUUAAAUCUAUUCUGAGCGUAGUUUUUAACAGCAGAUGACGCUUUAGGCUAGUUUUGAACUGUACGCUAAAAUGCUCAUGAGGAAGUUGACUAAAAUUUGCCUUUUAAGAAACAUGGUAAUUGUAAACAACUCACUAUGAACGCUUUUGUAAUUCCCUUAAAUCUUUCCUAACUUUAUUUAUUAAUAUUUUUGGUUGUAGCGGUAUUAGUAAGAAAAUAGAUGCAAGUAUGUUUGUUUGUAAAGCAUACAGCACCAUCUGCUGCUAAAAACUACGCUCAGAAUUGAUUCAAGAGUGAAUAGUGAUGCUUUUCGAAAGUCUCAAAAUAAUAUUUUGUACUAUGGAAGUCCACCAUAUUGAGGAAAAUCCUGCAUGUUUUCCUUAUUUCUUUCUUCAGUCAAAAGGAAAUGAAGGAAAGUUUAAAGUUAGAAUCUUGAACGACAAGCGGGUCAAUAAUUUAAUUAUCAGGACAUUUUUCAUUCUGAAACAGUUCAGCUGAUGAAAUAGACAAAAGCUCUAUAAAACAGUCCAUCACAACAUUUUUUUGUCAUAUUCAAUAUGGCGUCUAAUAUUUAUUUGUGCUACUUGACCUUGGUUGGCCUUUUUUUUUUUUUUUCAAAGUAAUCAAGCUCAUUUAGUCAAUCAUUUUUCACUUAUUAGUAAAGCAGGCUUGUUUGUUUUUCUCAAAUUUCUGACACGAUAAAUAAAAUUAAAAGGUAACGACUACAAUUAUAAUUUCACACUGACGAGUUGUGUUUGGAAGACAAAAUUGCAAGAUUGAUUGAAGAUUCUGAGUUUAAAUCUUAUAAUUAGGAGUUAACGUUUCACAAUUUUUUUUACAAUCUAGAUAAAAAUUGCAAGAUACUUAGGAAUAAAUAGUCUUCAUCGUUUUAAAAUGUUACAAGAAAAAAAGAUCAAAAGUCUACAUAGCAAUACCUAAACUCACAAUUGCGAAAUUAAGUCACAGUUGCGCUGAAAUCAGAUAAUUGUGAAUUUAUCAUUGUUAUUUAUCAUUGAAUUGAUCAAAGUUACCAUCUGAAUGCUAGAAAAACUCAAACCUCAAAUUGUUCAACAGGUUUAGUCUUUAUGAAUAAUGAGCCUUAUUAAUAAACAUGAACCCAGUGAAUUUUCAUAGAUGCUUCUUCGUAAACGCUUAAAAAAAUCAUUACGCUUACAUUUUAUAGAUGAUGCGUGUUAAUUUCCUCUUGCCAUAACUUAUUACUACUGUUCAGGUAAUAGGCUUUUGUACAUUACAAACCAAAUAUACCAGCUGUCUACUAUUUUUUUUUUUUAGCGUUCUUCAUCACUUCAAAUUCAUAUCAGAAGGUGACGGCGGUUCGUUUUAACUGGAUAGUGUUUUUGUGUCUGAAUGUGGACGUAAUGUGAAAGAGCAAACGGAUGAAUGUUUUGUAAACCAUUUCUGUACUUCUAUUUUCGAUAAAGCACUGUAGUUUAACGUUGUCCGCUACAAAGUAUUUUUGAAAUCAGUAGGAAGUGAUUGUUUAUGACGAGUGAAAUGAAGAAACGUAAAACGUCUGUGCUUCGGAUCACCGUUCAAAUCGAGUUGCGUUUUUUUUUUUUUUUCCAUAACUCUUUGCACAUCUUAUUAUCAUAGCAGGAAAUGCUAGUUGACGGAUAUUGUUACUGACUUUGUGGAUUAUAGAUGAGCUAUUCUGUCUUUUCUAUUAACGACUGAUUUAAAAAGAAAAUACAAAACACAAAAAAGGAUCCUUGCCUUCAUUUUAGCUCGUAAAUCAGGAUCCUUAUUUUUUAUGUGGGGUUUUGAGCGGAAUGGGGAUUUUUGAACGAGUAUUGUGUAUUCAGGGUCUAAUUAAGAGUAUUUUUACCCCGAAAUUGGGUAAUACUAUAGGAAAAAAUGGUUAUAUUGUUAUAGUAUAUUAGGCAUUGUCAUCACUUCAUGUUCCAUUUCCCCGAAAGCAUUUUAUAAUAUUGGCAUUUCCUUCAUUGUUAUAAAAUUGUGUUGAAGUCAGGGUUUGAUAGGACAGAUGUAGUGUGUUCAACUUUUCUUUGUUUUGUCUGCCUUAUUUAUGUUUUUUUUUUUCAUUUAAUAUCGUGUAACAAUCAAGAAGUGAGUGAAUUGUAUUCCCCAUAAUGUCUGCUUUCUUGGAAAAGUGUAUUUGCCACAUUAAAAAUGUCAACAGAGGGUUCAAAAUCAAUGGGUGCCUUUUGUUUGUAAACCAAAAGAAAUGAAUAAACUAUGUGAACUUAC